AUUUCAUUACCUGGUAAUUAUUACUAUUUUUCAAUAAAUAUGAAAGUCUAUUUAAGAAUUAUAUGAAUAUUCAGCAAUUAGUUAUUUCCACACGAAAAGUAUGAAUCUUCAUUAUCAUUUUUACAUCUCGAUUUUUCUCGCAAAUUUUUUGAGAGAGUUCUCGAUUUUUUAUAAAUCUUUAUCACUUUGAUUCCCCCCCCCCCCCCAAAUAAUCGCCAAUUACUCAACACCUUUCACAAAUCUAGAUGAAAUUACGCUCCUCAAAUCAAAUCGUCCAGAUCAUCACGCAAUCUCACAUAAAGUGAGAGAUUAUCAUCACCACUGGUCCGUAUUUAACGUACCCACCACUGCAUUUGUCACUGCAUUUCCACCAGAAUCAUCAUGGAGUGGUUGAGCCUUCUCCUAACGGCCUUUGUCGCCUACUUUCUCUAUCACCUGUACCAGUUCCUCUUCGGAAAGGAAAUCCUCUACGAAAAAGACGGAAUUCCCCACGUGAAACCUAUGACCGCGCUGGUCGGUUUUAUCUUCAAUUUUGCCCGCGGUAUAUCCGUAUCAGAGAGCAUCAGCCAAUUCUACAAUGUCAACGAGAAUGUCAAGUACGUGUCAACAAGAUUCAUGAUGACAUCAGCGCUGAUGAUCCUCGAUCUGGACCUCGCCAAGGAGGUAAGCAUCACGGCCUUCGAUCAUUUCGUCAAUCACGACGGCUUCAUCAUGCCCCGGCACGAGCCGAUCUUCGGCAAAAAUCUCUUCUUCCUCGAGGACAACAAGUGGCGAGAGGUGAGGAACCUGUUGACUCCUGCCUUCACAUCCAGCAAACUCAAAGGUAUGUUCAAACUCAUGUCCGAAUGUGCUACAACCUUUGCGGACUACCUUGCAGAGCAGUCCCAUGAAAAGCCUAUCGACAUCAAUUCCAAGGACGUGUUCUCUCGUUACGCCAAUGACGUCAUUGGUACAUGUGCUUUUGGGGUGAACGUUGACUCGAUGAGAAAUCCAAAUAACGAUUUUUACGUUAAUGGACGAAAAGCAACGAAUCUCGGAGGAUUCAACCUGGUGAAAAUGUUUCUUGCCAAGAGACUUCCGAUACUUCGUCAAUAUUUUGACAUGAAAAUCGUCAGUGAUGACAUUGAAAAGUUCUUCACUGAACUGGUGAAGGACACGAUCGCGACGAGGGAGGCAGAAGGUAUCACUCGGACAGACAUGAUUCAACUGAUGAUGGAGGCGCGUAAUAAUGGAGACGUGCUGACCAUUCCGGAGAUGACGGCGCAAGCGUUUGUCUUCUUCUUCGGGGGUUUCGAGUCGACGUCGACGUUCAUGUGCUUCGUGAUGCAGAUGCUGGCGGAGAAUCCGGAGAUUCAGGAGAGGCUCCAGUGCGAAGUGGACCAGCUCUUCGAUAAGGAAAGAGACGAUCCGUCGUACGAGGCUGUCAAUAAUAUGGUUUAUCUGGACGCUGUUGUCAAUGAAACCCUCCGGUUGUAUCCCAUCAACUCGAUGAUGGACAGAGUCUGCUGCAAGGAGUACGAGCUACCCUCACCGAUGCCCGGGAAACAGCCGGUGAUGCUGAAACCAGGGACCGUUCUGUGGAUACCGUAUUACGCGCUUCUGAGGGAUCCGAUUCAGUAUCCUGAUCCCAAUGUCUUCAAUCCCGACAGAUUCAUCAGCGGGGGACAGACACUGACAAAUGCUGCUGCCUCCAUUGCAUUUGGCCUUGGACCCAGAAUGUGCAUUGGGAACAGGUUUGCGAUAAUGAAGAGUAAAGUACUGUUGGCUCGUAUUUUGAGAAAGUGUUCGGUUAAGCCGGGGGACAGGAUGCUGACGCCUGUCAAGCUGGAUGUCUAUACUUUUGAAAUUAAGGCACGAGGUGGCUUCUGGCUGAAAGUUCAGGCGAGAGGGAAAUCAAUUUCUGUUCAGGAAAAUAAGUGACGAAAAAACUAAUCGAUCAAGUUAGCUCGCUAAGCGAUUACGAUUCUGUUGAGUUGCUGUGGUAAUUGUAAUUUUUUUUACUUUUUUGAAAUCUAGAUCUAGAAUUUUUACGUGUGCCGAAGUAUCGGGGAAUCGAUGUUGAAGGUCAGAGAUUAAAAUCGAACGAAAAGAGGAUCUGGAUAAUGUUCGAUAGAUAAUAAAAUAAACAAUGAUAUAAUGAGACUUGUACAGAAGUGUUGUAAUAAUCACAAAAGAAAACAAUUUCUCUCAUUGAAAUACGAUAACAAAAUGACGACAAAGAAAUCAUGAAAUCGAUAAUUGAUUUUUUGAUGAUUUUUCGACGCUCAUGUCUUGAUAGAAUAAAUAAAAUGAGAAUUAUUAUUGUCAUUCCAA
Molecule: messenger RNA, 2313 nt
Organism: Diachasmimorpha longicaudata
Lineage: Eukaryota; Metazoa; Arthropoda; Insecta; Hymenoptera; Braconidae
Product: cytochrome P450 9e2-like
Exons: 1
Coding region: 382-1920 (512 amino acids)
Molecular function (GO): heme binding; oxidoreductase activity, acting on paired donors, with incorporation or reduction of molecular oxygen; iron ion binding
Source: RefSeq, a predicted model, not a curated record